AUGUCUCUCUACUUUGAUGCGGUCAAUAUUCUGACCGAGCCAGCUUCAGGCGGCUCCUUCAAAUCGCGUAUCUACAGUGCUCGAAAUUUGCGCGCCACACCAGCACAGAUCUACGCCCUGAUCAUCGAGACAUCGAAAUGGGAUCGCGUUCUCGCCGAGAUCAUUGACCGGUCUGAUUUACUAAAUUUGGAGCGCAAGCUAUCACCUCUCCUUGCGCUUCUUCUCGUCCAUGACCACCUGAUUGCGAAAAAGGGCAUCUCGGCCCCAACGGCACACCCCCUCCGACAAGCUGUUGAGAGACACAAGGUUCGAUUAAAGGCGGAGUUCACGAAGUCCCGCGUGCGUCGUGGAUGUGCAUCGGUUGAACAGUUCAAGACUGCGGUCUUGCGGGAAAAACGAGAGGCGGAUGGAUCUGAUGGCUUCGUUUACCCGCGCUGGGUGCGUGUGAACAACAUCAGGUCUUCUCUGGAAGACCAGAUGAAAACGACUUUUGCUUCUUAUCGUCGUGUCGACUCAUUGGCGGAAUUGGCGCCAGAAGGGGAUGACCGUACUGCUCGGCAGUUGCUGUAUCUGGAUCCUCAUAUCCCAGAUCUGGUAGCCGUACCAUAUGGCGCGGAUUUCACAUCUUCCGCCGCAUACAAGAAUGGAGAGAUUAUUUUGCAGGACAAGGCAUCUUGUUUCCCUGCUUAUCUCCUGUUAGGCGACCGUGGGCCCGAGGACGCCUGGCAGGGUGAUUUGGUGGAUGGUUGCGCGGCUCCAGGAAAUAAGACCACUCAUCUGGCAUCUCUGCUUGCAAAGCAGCAAAAGCAUCACAAGAGACAAAUGAAACAGGUAUUCUGCAUGGAUGCUUCUAGAGUACGAUCCAAGACAUUACAAAAAAUGGUUUCCUUGGCCGGCGCGGAUCAGACCGUCACAGUGUUACCCGGUCAAGACUUUCUAGCCCUCGAUCCCACGGACGAGAGAUUUGAGCAAGUGACAGGUCUUCUCUUGGAUCCGAGUUGCUCGGGAAGUGGAAUCAUUGGCCGUGACGAUGUUCCAGAGUUCACAUUGCCCAAAGCUGCGACAUCAUACGCUCCCAAUACCCAGGGUAAGAAGCGGAAGCGUCAGGCAAAUGAGGCCGACGAAGCCGGCGAGCAGCGCUCGAAAGGAAAACCUAGCGACGUUAAACCCUCGUCUGAUCCAGCGGAUGAAAAUGAUAUCCCCACUGGUGAAGUUGACCAAGAACGGCUGGUCAAGCUGUCAAAUCUUCAAACGCGCAUUGUGGAACAUGCCUUGAGUUUCCCUCAUGCGACGCAUGUCACUUACAGCACCUGUUCUAUCCAUUUGAUUGAGAAUGAGUCUGUCGUGCAACGGAUCCUGGCCUCUGAUGUCGCUAAAGAGGGCGGCUGGCGACUUCUGCGGCGCGAUGAGCAACCGGAGGGAAUGCGCAAGUGGACACAUCGUGGAGUCCGGCGCGAUCGGGAUCCAGAGACCAAAGCUGAGAUCGAAUCUAGCUCAGUCUCAGUAGAUGACCUUUCAGAGGAAGAUCUCGAUGCUUGUGUGCGCUGUUGGUCUGGCGAUGCUGAAGGACUAGGCGGAUUCUUUGUUGCUGGAUUCGUUCGUGACCCCCGACUUGCGUCUGAAGUAACUGAAACCAAGUCCAAAGACAAACAGGCGGAUGUUCAAGAUGACGAACAAGAGGAGGAGGAUGAGGAGGAGGAAGAUGAUGACUGGGAAGGCUUCUCUGAUUAA
Messenger RNA from Penicillium malachiteum, 1731 nucleotides. Its product is annotated as rRNA (cytosine-C5-)-methyltransferase RCM1. Lineage: Eukaryota; Fungi; Ascomycota; Eurotiomycetes; Eurotiales; Aspergillaceae. The transcript is spliced from 2 exons. The coding region runs from base 1 to 1731 and encodes 576 amino acids. Gene Ontology annotation, molecular function: methyltransferase activity. Gene Ontology annotation, cellular component: nucleolus. Gene Ontology annotation, biological process: rRNA base methylation. The record is from RefSeq and is a predicted model, not a curated record.